Molecule: messenger RNA, 1528 nt
Organism: Vidua chalybeata
Lineage: Eukaryota; Metazoa; Chordata; Aves; Passeriformes; Viduidae
Product: la-related protein 6-like
Exons: 3
Coding region: 1-1272 (423 amino acids)
Biological process (GO): RNA processing
Cellular component (GO): nucleus
Molecular function (GO): mRNA binding
Source: RefSeq, a predicted model, not a curated record
AUGUCCUCACGUGGCUCUGGAGUGCCCUUGGGGCGCGAUUCCCAGCCCAGCUGCAGCACCCCAGUGCCUGUACCAAGGAAUUCCCUCCUGGCACAGCCUCUCCCUGCCCCGUGGAGCUGCUCCCUCGCCCUGCUCGGCCAGGAGGACAUCGUGGAGAGCUACACCGGGAGCUCCUGCGAGCUGGGGGUGGCCCUGCUGGAGCACGCCUGCCCGGGCCCCGACCCGCAGCUGGUGCGCAGGAUCGUGGCCCAGGUGGAGUUCUACCUGUCCGACGAGAACCUGGCCAAGGACGCCUUCCUCCUCAAGCACGUGCAGAAGAACAAGAUGGGCUUUGUCAGCAUCAAACUGCUGACGUCCUUCAAGAAGGUGAAAUACCUGACCCGGGACUGGCGCCUCACCCUCUACGCCCUCAAGUUCUCGGCGCUGCUGGAGGUGAACAAGGAGGGCACCAAAGUGAGGCGGCGCCUCCCCAUCCCCGAGUACCUGCUGAGCGUCCCCCCCAGCAAACUGCUGCUGGCCUGGGAGCUGCAGCCGCGGGAGCAGGACCUGCCCCUGCAGAAGAACUUCCUGGACACCAUCACGAGGAUGUUCAGCCCCUUCGGCGCCAUCGCCUCCAUCCGCCUGCUGCGGCCGGGCCGCAAGCUGCCCUCGGACGUGCGCAAGUACUCGUCGCGGUUCCCCGAGCUGCUGAGCCGCUGCUGUGCCCUGGUGGAGUACGAGAGCCUGGAGAGCGCCCGCAGCGCCGCCGAGAGCCUCGGGCACCGCGACUGGCACAGCAUCAGGGUGGUGCGGCUCUGCGGGAAGGGGGGCAAGAAGAAAGCCGGGCAGGAGCGGGCGGGUUGGAAGGUGCCAGCGGCGGCUCUGACCUUCCCCUGCAGCCGGGAGGAUUCCCUGCCCAGCAGCGCUCCCGAGCCGGAUGAUGCCUCAGGGUCGCUGUCCCUCCUCCUGAACCAGGACCUGCUGGCACCGACCUGGCCUGGCGGCGACUUCACGCCGGGAGAUUCCAACGCCUUUCCCGGCUCGCUCCUCCCCAGCAAGGGCUUCCCUCCGCUCGGGGUGGGCUCGGGCACCGAGAGCUGCUCGGGGAGCGCGGCGGGCUCCUGGACACCCUGGGGCAGCGGCCUCUGUCCCAAGCUUCCCCCCAGCGAUGCCCAGUGGGCGUCCGAGCCCCUCAGCCUGUGGGACGGGGUCCUGCGCCUGCCCCACAGCCCCGAGGGCACCAAGGGCCUCGGCAGCAGCUUCGGGAGAGAAGAGCUCGUCCUCCGGCACUGAGACUUGUUCAGAUUCAGGGUUAGGGUUUGUAAUUGUCUUUAUUUUCCCUUCUUCUUUCGAGCGGAAGACUUUUCUCUGGUCCUGCGAGCUGUGGGCAGUGGCAGUGCAGCUGAUCCAGGGGACAGAAGUUUUGGGGCAAGGACGAUGCUCGAGGCAGACGCUGAGCAGCAGCAGGAGCUGUGCUGUGCUCAUGCCAGUGAGACUGUGCUUGCUCAGGGCCCAGAGCUGGGUUUGGGGUCCAGGUUUUGGAUGAGAA